Molecule: messenger RNA, 4032 nt
Organism: Arvicanthis niloticus (Nile rat)
Lineage: Eukaryota; Metazoa; Chordata; Mammalia; Rodentia; Muridae
Source: RefSeq, a predicted model, not a curated record
GGCACCCAGCCCUUGUGGGUGUCGAGGUGGCUGGCGAAGGCACCCUUCCAGCUUCCUUCUGCUCAUUUCCCAAUUGGCUCCUGGCUUCUCCCAUGGCCUGUUUUGUGGCCGCCUAGGUCGAGCGUCUGUGGCUGUAGGCUGCUCUCAGGCCGCAGGGCGGCGGGCUGCCUCCGGGGCUGGGCUGGCCGCCGCGGUCUCCAUGGUAACGGCCCCGCCGGCUGCCGGGCCUCUGGGGGAAGAUGCGGCCUGCCGGGCCCGCCGCCUCGCCCCCGGCCUCUCGGUCCGGCGGGGGUCACUGAGGAGCGGGGGCCCGGCCGGCAGCGGGCACCAGUGAGAUCCCACUCUGACUGGAAACACAGAUGGCCUCAAAUGAGAGAGAUGCUAUAUCAUGGUAUCAAAAGAAGAUUGGAGCAUAUGAUCAGCAGAUAUGGGAAAAGUCAAUCGAACAGACUCAGAUUAAGGGUUUCAAAAACAAACCAAAAAAAAUGGGCCAUAUAAAACCAGACUUGAUUGAUGUUGACUUAAUCAGAGGUGAGUGGGGAGACUGAUUUUUUUUUUUAAUAUACAUAUCAUGUAUUCUUAUUUUCUUUCUUACCUCUCUCAACAAACUAGAGUCACCCAAGAAAAGGAAACCUCAACUGAGGAACUACUCUCAAUCAAAUUGGCUUGUGGGCAUGCCUUUGGGGUAUUUUCUGAUUAGUGAUUGAUGUGUGAAUGCCAAGUUCACUUGAGAGAUGCUACCCCUGGGCAGGUGAUCCUUGUAUAAGAAAGCAGGCUGAGGAAACCAUGGGAUCAAGACAGUAAGCAGUGUACUUAUUUCCUGCAUGGUCUCAGCUUCUGUUCCUGCCUCCAGCUUCCUUCCCUGAGUUCCUGUUUUAGCUUUCUUCAGUAUAAGGUGAACUGAACUCUUCCACCCCCAAGUUGCUGUUGGUUAGUGCUUGUCAGAGCAACAGAAACCAAAUUGGUAUUCUUCCACCUCCUUUCCUCCCUUCUUUUCUUCCUUCUUCCCUCAACUCUCCUCUUGAUUGUUCUAUUGUUCCUUUUCCCCACGCCCCACCUCCCAGACCCCAGACCCCUAUUUUUAAAGCUUCAAGCUCAAUCUUUGCACCUCAGCUUCCCAAGUACUGGGAUUGCAGAUUAGUUCACUUCACCUAGUUUGUUACUAUGUUAUUUCACUCUAGUACCAUAGAAUAGUUUUAGAUGUCGUCUAUAUAUUGUGGCAUAGUUAUUUUCAGAAGUAACAUUUCUCCAUCAUCAUUAAAGUUUUUGCACUUUCUUCCUUUGCUUUAAUGCGUCGUGGUCAUGUAGACAUAGCAUGGUCUUAGUAGAGAUGAAAGGAAGAUGAACUUGGAGACUACUGAUUGUCAUUAAGAAGAAUGUAUUGUUUGCCAUUCAGUGAUCCUGAUUGGUUUUGAGCAUCUGUCCUUGUGCCUGAGGCUCAACAUUUGCCAAGGCCAAGCCUGAGAUUCCAUGGACAUCGCUCACUCGGAAGGGGCUUGUUCGAGUGGUGUUUUUCCCAUUGUUCAGCAGUUGGUGGAUUCAGGUUACCUCUCUCAGAAUCUUUGUUUGGUUGCUGCUACUUUACCUCAUGCAAGUCACAGCGAUCGUCUUAUAUCUCCUGAUGCCUAUUGUGAGCGUGAGUGAAGUGCUUGGACCGUUGUGCCUUAUGCUGCUCAUGGGAACCGUCCACUGUCAGAUCGUGUCGACGCAGAUAACAAGGCCAUCAGGAAACAAUGGAAAUCGGAGAAGAAGAAAAUUACGAAAAACUGUAAAUGGUGAUGGGAGCCGAGACAAUGGAAAUAACUCCCCUGAUAAAGUCAGAGCAGUAGAGACUCUGGAGUCUGCACCCAGUGUUGGUGGUUUUUGGGGGACUCUCUUUGGCAACAGGAUUAAAAGGGUGAAAUUAGUAUCUAACAGAGGGACUGAAACUGACAAUGACUCAGGCUGUUUCCAUCCUAUCACUAAGAAGAGACAGGGUCGACCAGAGAUCAGAAUGUGGCAAGCAAGAGAGAAAGCGAAGGUUUCGGAUGGAGAAAAGUGCCGUAGGGAGGCUUAUAGGCGUUUGGGUAAUGGGAUUUCAGAUGAUCUGUCGAGUGAGGAGGAUGGUGAAGCACGGACACAGAUGAUCUUAUUGCGUAGGAGUGUGGAGGGGGCAUCAAGUGACAAUGGCUGUGAAGUUAAGAAUAGAAAAUCAAUACUUUCAAGGCACCUAAAUUCUCAGGUAAAGAAAACCACAACAAGGUGGUGUCAUAUAGUUCGGGAUUCAGAUAGUCUGGCUGAAUCCGAAUUUGAAUCCGCAGUCUUCAGCCAGGGUUCUAGGUCUGGUAUGAGUGGUGGCUCUCGGAGCCUUAACUUGUCAAGAAGAGACUCAGAAAGUACCCGACAUGACUCAGAGACUGAAGAUAUGUUAUGGGAUGACCUUCUCCAUGGCCCAGAGUGCCGGUCAUCUGUCACCAGUGACAGUGAGGGGGCUCAUGUAAAUACCCUUCAUUCGGGGACCAAACGUGACCCCAAAGAAGAUGUUUUUCAGCAGAACCAUUUAUUCUGGCUUCAGAAUUCAAGUCCUGCCUCUGAGCGAGUUAGUGCAAUAAUCUGGGAAGGAAACGAGUGCAAAAAGAUGGAUAUGUCUGUGUUAGAGAUAAGCGGCAUCAUCAUGAGCAGGGUCAAUGCAUAUGAACAAGGUGUUGGCUAUCAGAUGCUGGGAAAUGCAGUCACCAUUGGCUUAGCACUUUUCCCGUUUUUAUAUCGACUUUUCCGAGAGAAGAGCUUUGACCAACUAAAGUCCAUCUCAGCAGAGGAGGUCCUGACCCUCUUCUGUGGUGCACCACCUGUCACACCUGUCGUUAUUUUGUCUAUAAUUAAUUUUUUUGAAAGAUUGUGUCUUACAUGGAUGUUUUUUUUUAUGAUGUGUGUGGCAGAGAGAACAUAUAAGCAGAGAUUUUUAUUUGCAAAACUCUUCAGCCAUAUUACUUCUGCCAGGAAAGCCAGGAAAUAUGAAAUACCUCAUUUCAGACUUAAAAAGGUGGAGAACAUUAAAAUAUGGUUAUCGCUGCGCUCCUAUCUAAAGAGGCGGGGUCCACAGCGCUCAGUGGACGUGGUUGUGUCCUCCGUCUUCUUACUCACACUUUCAAUUGCUUUCAUUUGUUGUGCACAGGUUCUUCAAGGUCACAAGACAUUCCUGAAUGAUGCUUACAACUGGGAGUUUCUGAUCUGGGAAACAGCACUGCUCCUUUUCUUGCUUCGCCUGGCUUCACUGGGGUCAGAAACCAACAAGAAGUACAGCAAUGUUUCCAUCCUGCUCACUGAACAGAUUAAUUUGUAUCUUAAAAUGGAAAAAAAGCCAAAUAAAAAAGAACAGCUCACUCUCGUAAACAAUGUAUUGAAGCUGUCUACAAAGUUGUUAAAGGAGCUGGACACACCAUUUAGACUCUAUGGACUGACCAUGAACCCCUUAAUCUACAACAUCACAAGAGUAGUCAUCCUUUCUGCUGUCUCUGGAGUUAUAAGUGAUCUUCUAGGAUUCAACAUAAGACUGUGGAAAAUUAAGUCCUGAGCUGAGAUGUGUGCCUGGACUCUUCUCUGGCUGUGUCACUGCUCCCCCACUGAGGAUAAAGAUGGCUCACAGAAACCAGUGACCCUACUGCAGGCUCACAUGCAUAAGCCUCCUACUCAGCCCAGUCUAACGAAUGGAGUUACGGCAGAUCCUUUCCCUGGGCAUGUGUUAAAAACCUGCACUUUCAUGGUUCUCAAGGACGUGAAUAGUAGCAAACUAAAGCCUACCUUGCAGAGACUCGGGGCUAUGUCCUGAUCAGGACAUUUAUCUGGGAUCCUUCAGUACUGUGUUGGUUAUAUUUACUGUCAAUAGUCUUUUGGGUAACCAUGGUAGAUGCCCACAGCAUGAAGCAGCUAUGUUUUAUUGGAAAUAUGCAAAUGCAGUUCUUUUCUAUUAUAGUCUAUGGAUUGGGGAUUUCUCUAUCAAAAAGAGAGAAACUAUUUUAGGUUGAAUCCAAAUAAAAGAACUUUACUAGAGAA